UCCGGGAUGGAGUCGGUCGCGAUGGAAACGCGGCCAUUUCGCCCCUCUCAUUGUCUCCCUGUCUCCCUCCCUCCAUUCUGCUGUGUUGCGCAAACAGUUUCCUCCUGAAUCAUGUCGCCGCCCCUUCCCAGCACCCCGUUUAUCGGGGGUUUAACCGUCAGGCGGCUUGAAAAAUGACCCGAAAUAAACACCAUUUCCCAACCCCACCUCCCUCACUUUUAUAAUGAUGAUUUUUACUCGUUUUACUAUCAAAUCCGUCCUGACCACCACAAAGAGGCCCGAUACACAAAGGACGACCCGGGAGGGCGGGCUCGAUGCCGGUUCACGCUGUCGGGGCCUGGUUUGAGGUUAUCGGGGUUGGGAAGCACAUUGGCUCCGGGUUAAGGAGACCCUUACCCCCUACCCCGUACCCCCGCCCACGCUUUGAUCUGGAAGGCCCGGGAUUUACAUACACACACUCUCUCUCUGUCUCUCCACCUCGCCAAGGGACAUCUCAGAGGGGCCGUGAGGCACUGAGUGCGGGUUUGCAGCAGGCCCCGAGUAACCGAGCCCCCAACCCCCCGGGAUGAGGGGCUGCAGGGAGCGGCUGUGGGCUGGGAUCAGAGCGGCUCACAGCCGGGCCCGAGCGCCGUGCGCCACCGCCGCUUUCCUGAGCCUCAUUCUCCUGUCGUGGUUGAUUGGGGCCGAAGAGGCCUUUUCCCUGACAGCCGACCCGCUGUUCCCUCACCACCAAGUGUACCGUUUACUGAGCUACUGUUUUGUCCAUGGCAAUAUCUUUGCUUUGCUCGUCAACAUUGCAUUGUUAGUUGUCUUCAGCAGCCGUUUGGAGCAACAGUUGGGCAGUGUUCGAUACCUCUACUUCUCUGUCCUUUUUGCUGUUUUUUCUGCACUUCUUUAUCUGCUCUUGGGAAAACUACUAAGUCUUGAUGAAACACCAGUGUGUGGUUUUACAACUGUCCAAUUUGCUAUGGUGACGCUAAGCUGCUGUAACUCUGAAAUGAAAAGGACCAUCAUCAUAGCUGCAGUACCUUGGAUACUUCUCCCUGUUGCCUACCUUGUUAUCCCGGGUUCAUCCGUACUUCUCCACAUCUGUGGAAUUAUUGUUGGCCUGACCUAUAGCUGUAGAUUUUUGUUUUGCCUGGAGUUGUCAAACUCAGUGAUAGAAUCUGUUGAAAGGCUGGCUAUCUGUAGAUUUCUGCAACUUAACUCCUGGAUUCCAUUUAUCUUCUCUCCAACAAAAUACCAUCUUCCUGUUAGUAACCUUGAGAGAUUCCAUCCUGUGUCAGAGGUCUACGAAACUCAUGAAUUCUCAAUGGCGCACGUAACAGCUGUCCCUGAUGAUUUUACAACAAGAGAAAGCAAUAGCUACAAUAUUAAAAUGGAUUCUCAGUGGACCGAAACCCCCAACCAGACAAUGCCUAUUUCACAGCCUCACACCGGAUCCGCACGUACCAAUUACUUACAAGCAGAUCUAUACCAUCCAUAUGGUUUUACAUAUCCUAGACAACUGGAUCCAAACUCUCAUCUCUCUGAAUUUUAUCACAUGAAUCCAGAUGAAAUCUAUUCUGCUGUUGCUUGUGGCCUUCUCACUGAUGAGGACCUUUUUCACGCUGGUGUUGUUGCCUCCUUACAAGAAUCCGCAAUGAACCAGAACAGCAAGGUGGAAAUACCUAAAUCUUCUGUCUCUUCUCUCCGACUACAACAAUUAAAACAGAUGGGCUUUUCAACUGAAAAGGCUGUUUUAGCACUGGCUGCUUCAGGAAAGGUAGAGAGUGCCGUUAACCUUCUAGUGGAAGACCAAGUUGGAGAGGAUGCUGUUGUGACUGCAAAUAUGAAAAUGAUAUCCAAGUGAAUGUUACUGGUACUGCUAAAUAAUUUCUCCUGCCAAAGCAAAUGACUUUACAGGCUCUUAAAAGCAGAUUUAAAUGCAGCCAUUCAAUGUUACUUUUGAAUGGGUCACAAAAAUUACAUAUGAACACAGUUCAGUCCAUUUUUGUACAUUUGCAUUUAUGUACCAAUAAAAUUGUUCCUUAAA
Messenger RNA from Carcharodon carcharias (great white shark), 2035 nucleotides. RefSeq names its product rhomboid domain-containing protein 3-like. Bases 566 to 1852 code for a protein of 428 amino acids. Gene Ontology annotation, cellular component: membrane. The record is from RefSeq and is a predicted model, not a curated record. NCBI's taxonomy places the organism in Eukaryota, Metazoa, Chordata, Chondrichthyes, Lamniformes, Lamnidae. The transcript has 5 exons. Gene Ontology annotation, molecular function: protein binding; serine-type endopeptidase activity.